Phymastichus coffea is the source of this 3571-nucleotide messenger RNA. It is a transcript of the gene Reck, whose product is annotated as reversion-inducing cysteine-rich protein with Kazal motifs. Gene Ontology annotation, cellular component: plasma membrane. The transcript is spliced from 9 exons. Gene Ontology annotation, biological process: extracellular matrix organization. NCBI's taxonomy places the organism in Eukaryota, Metazoa, Arthropoda, Insecta, Hymenoptera, Eulophidae. Bases 109 to 2892 code for a protein of 927 amino acids. The record is from RefSeq and is a predicted model, not a curated record. Gene Ontology annotation, molecular function: metalloendopeptidase inhibitor activity; protein binding.
CGCGGCGACAUUUACAAUCUGUGGUGCGCGGCUCAUCAUGCGGCGUCGAUUGUCUUGCUGAACCUAUUGGAACUCCUGCGAUCGGAAUUGACUGUUAUUUCGAGAGAAAUGGGUCGAGUUCCGACGGUGCUCGUAGCUGUCUUGGCUGUGAUGGGAUUGACAGGAUCGGAAGAGAUGUCCUGCUGUUCUCGAGCUGCUGGUUCCUGUCGCAGCUUCUGCUCGAAGUUGUCGCUGGUGAAACUCGGCGAAGACCCGUACGCAAGGGACAAUGCCACGAGAACGUUGGCGGAGCUGUGUUCCACUGAGCUGGUGGAGUUCUGGGACUGCGUCAAUGCUACGUUCAGCGACGUCGAGCGCAACGAGAACUGGUCGGGUCGGCCGUGCUGUCGCAAAGCGCGCAAUCCAUUGUGCCAAGCGGCAUGCGCGACGGCGGGCGCGAGACACGAGCUGCGCCGCUCGUGUCGCUGGAGCGACGAGCCCGAGUUGGCCGACUGCCUGGACCAGCGCGAGGAUGCCGACGAGUGCUGCUCGAGCGUGGCCAACUCGACGUGUCGCAGUAUUUGUCGAGAGGUGAUUCACAAGCCGGCCAAGCAGUCGGUACUGAAGGUUUACAGCAGUCGCGGCUGCUUCCAUCAAGUGCCCAAGUGCUUAAAGGGCAGCGCCGAGGUGAAACCGUCGGAGGAUCCCAAGCUCUACACCCACUGCUGCGAGCAAGCAGCGAGCGCCGACUGCCAGGAGAGCUGCCGACGUCUGCUGCACGCGUCCUCGUCGAUCCUGGACGUGUUCGGUGACCUCGAGGCGUCGUGCGGGGCGAUAAAGCCGCACGCGCCCCUCUGGAGCUGCCUGUUCAAGUCGUCGCCGAGCAGACCGCAACGAGUGCCCGCCAACAUCGGCAAGCUGACGUGCUGCGAGAAGGCGCAGAGAGCCAAGUGCAAGGAGCUCUGCACGAAGGCCUUCCAGACCGACUGGUCGGCCUGGCAGCAACUGGACGGCCAGUGUCUGGCGUCCCCCUUAGAAAACGAUCUGCGCAGAUGCCUCGAGGACACCGAGGACUCGUGCGAAAUGGGCUGCUCGGGCCUGUCCUUCUGCUCCAAGUUUAACGACAGACCGACCACGCUGUUCCGCACCUGCAACGCGGCAGCCGACGAGUCGGCCAAGUGGGAGGCCGAUCACUGGCUGCGCGGUGGUAUCAUCGCCGGCCUCGGAGUCCCGGUGCGCGCCGCGCCUUCGUGCCCGGCCGACGUGCUUCGUGCGGCCGCCUGCCUCUUGCAACUGCGCCCCUGCGAGCCAAGGGUUCACGAGACGCGACUCUGCCGCGAAGAUUGCAUGGAGCUGAUGACCAGCUGCGUAGACUGGUCGGCUGUGAAGGGCCACAACGCCGCGACUCUGUGCGCCAAGCUGUCGCCGGCCAAGGCGGACGCACCCUGCGUCUCGCUGAAGCCGUUCCUCGAGGAUCCGCGGGAGCAGAACGAACUGCCGGUGGCGCUCGAGGAGGACAUCAGCACGCCGUGCAGGAGCAGCCCCUGCUCGCAGGGGCAAAUCUGCGUGGUGCACCCGGACCAGAGGCAGAAUUACCGAUGCCUGCCUGGCUGCAAUCUCGGCGAGAUGUCCAAGCAGCUGAUCCCGGUGGGCGCCUGGACGCAGAUUCCGCGCUCCGACUCCAAGAAUCAAGUAAGCCAUCGCAUCUGCCAGUGUUCGGCGUCCGGCAAGCUCGACAAGUGUCGCGACUUGUUCGGCAUGACGUCCAACAGCUGCUGGGUGCAGUCCAGCGUGGUGCCACAUCGCGCCACCUUCUACAUGCAGUGCAACCAGUGCCGCUGCUUCGCCGGCGAGAUCACCUGCUCCCGCAAGAGCUGCGCCGAGAUUCGACUGCCGUCCAUACCCUGCGACUGCUCGUACCAGUACGUGCCCGUCUGCGGCAUGGGCGCCACUUACGCCUCCAAGUGUCUGGCCGGCUGUUCGAAGCUGACCGGCAACGACGUGGAGUACAACAGCUGCUCGUCGAAAGACCCUUGCAGGUCGAAUCCUUGUGCCGAGGGCGAGACCUGCGUGAGAAGGCCGAGGGUCUGUUUGGCGCACAUUCACAAGCCUUGCGAGCAGUUCGAGUGCGUGCCGAAGAAGUGCGAUCGCAGGGCCGACUUGAAAGGUCCAGUCUGCGACACGGGGAACCGCCAGCACGCGUCGCUCUGCUCGCUGCUGCGCGCGGGUGCGACUCUGGCCUACCGCGGCGCCUGCCUGCGCGGCUGCAGCCUCCGCGGCCCGGUCUGCGCGAUCAACGGUAACACCUACUCGAGCGAGUGCGCGGCCUGGGCCGAGCGCACGAUCGUCGACUAUUCCGGCCAGUGUGUCGCCUUCGGCUUGGUCUCCGAGGUGCCGAAGCCGCGCUGCGGCGAUGCCGUGGUCUGCCCGCCGCCGGCCAGGCCCAAUUGCCUCGGCGUCACUCCGCCCGGCGCCUGCUGCCCGGUUUGCGCCGGCGCCGCCAGGCUGCAGUUCUCCAAGAAGCAGCUCGAGCGCAUCUACUCGAAACUGCCGGAGGACAGCGACAAGCACUCGCUCACCUUGGAGGCGAUGCUGUCCGGACUGUCGCGACAGCUGCAAGUGGCCGAGUGCGUCUUGCGCGGCUCGAUGACGCCCGAGGGCGAUAUAUUCAUCGCCAACCAGGCCGUCUCGCGAAGGCCCUCGGACCUGCAGUUGUCGGCUUGCGUCGCCGAGAUCGAGAAGCUCGUCAGCCGCAUCUCCGAGCGCAGCCCGAGGAUCGUUGUCGAGGUGCCGAUGAGCUCGCUGCUGCACGCGGAUAUAUUGCACGCCAGGCUGCUCAACAGCUUAGCAAUGAAAGUUGAGACCAACGCGUUUAUCCUUACGACGGUCAUUGUUGCGAGUUUCAUUAGCUAAUUAUAAGACCUUGACGAUCGAACAAUUUUCUAAAACGUUCGUCGACCGACAAUUCUUUUUUGUCGAUUGACCUUAUUGGAAUUCGAACUAGCCAAUUUUAUAACCGCAUUUAAGUAUUGGAAGAGUAUAUUAUAACAGUUAAAUAGUAUAUUUAAAGCUGAUAUCCUAGAAAAAAAAAAGACUUGAAAUUUUUAAGCGGGUACCUGCAAUCGACAAGACAAAUCGAGAUAAAAAAGUAUGUUUAAUUGGAAAUGAAUGUCUGAAAAUGUGUGUGGGUGCGUUGUUUUUAUUUUCAAGACUAAACAAAAUGUAUAGUUGUGUUCGUACGCACAAAAUCUGUGAUUCUUCUAGUGCCUACGUAUAUACUAAUUGAGUAUUUUUUGAAUUUAUUAGCGUAUAAAACAAUGUAUUCCUUGUCUCUUGACUAAACACUGCCAAAGAGAGGACGUUCUUUUUCUUUUUUAAAUCUUAAGCAAUUGUAAAUAUAUCGAAUGUACUUCAAUAUAAUAGACGUUACCACUUCCCAGACUCGACGAGAAAAACAAUGAAGAGCCAAAUAAUAGUUGUACAUCAACAAAACGACCGAAUUCGUAUUAGUCAAGAUGAAAAGUAUAAUGAUUUGUUAAUGUUUUUAUAGCGAUUUUUUUUGUAUUAGCAUAAUAUAUUUAUAUGUACAUAU